Coregonus clupeaformis (lake whitefish) is the source of this 1646-nucleotide messenger RNA. RefSeq lists its product as uncharacterized. Gene Ontology annotation, biological process: signal transduction. Gene Ontology annotation, cellular component: extracellular region. Lineage: Eukaryota; Metazoa; Chordata; Actinopteri; Salmoniformes; Salmonidae. The transcript is spliced from 3 exons. Bases 201 to 878 code for a protein of 225 amino acids. Gene Ontology annotation, molecular function: hormone activity. The record is from RefSeq and is a predicted model, not a curated record.
GUGUGUGUGUGUGUGUGUGUGUGUGUGUGUGUGUGUGUGCGUGCGUGUGUGUGUUAUGUUUUCAACCUGUAGUCUCCUGCCCUGCUACCCUACCAGGGGAUUCUUCAGUAGAGGGAUGGAUGUUGAGUAAGGGGGGGAUGCAGGAGAGGUGAGGGUGAGUAAGAGAUGAGUCAACUGCCCUCCGCUAUAAAGAAGCCCUUAUGGAGCCUGGGAGUGACACACACACAGACCCUAAGAGGAGUACCCGUGCUAUUCUUUAUACAAACACAGAGGAACCACCAGGUUCUAGACACAAACCUACACACAUAUUGACACAGGUACACACGUUCAGGCACAUACGCCCGUUCAUCCAGACAACAAAUAUGGACUGCUCCAUGGCCCUCCUGGUGUCCUCUCUGCUGGCACUGUUCAGCGUGGGGGCGGGAGCUUCACUCUCAUUGCAUGUAGUGAGGACCAAGGUCAAAGACCUGGCUCAAACCAUGGUGAUCAGGAUCAAAAAGCUGGAUAUAUCUCCUAACCUAAUCGAGGGUGUGGACUCAUUUCUCCCUGCGGCUGCAGUAGAUCAGCCUAUAGAAGGCCUGCCUUCCAUAGUGGAGACCAUGGGGUUCUACCAGGACCUACUGCUCUUCCUAGACUCGGCAGACCUCAAACAGCUGGUGGAAGACGCCUCCACUAUGAGGGGUCUGCUGGAGAACUGGAUGAUGUCACACUGCUCAGGCCGCCAGCAGAAACAGACAGGAGAGGGAGGGCUGUCGGAGGCUCUGAAAGACACUACCAGGAAGUAUGGUCUGAGCGUGGGUCCAGUGGCGCUAAACAGACUCAAGGGCUACCUCGGUCGGUUACUGCUGAACCUGGAUCAGCUGAAUUACUGUUACUAAGGUUGAUCAUCACUGAGCAACUGAACUCAGAUCAGUUUGUGCCAUGCUGAACAACUGUUACUGACAAUGACUGUCACUGAGUAACUGAACUAUGAUCAACUCGUGAUCUGCUGAAAACCUAGAAUGAGUUGAAGCAAGACUGGACAGUGGGGUCAUGGUGUCUGAAGAUUCUCCAAGAUUUAGAUAAUCCUUUCUGACCACUGUCAACUAAGUUAUUAAGACAUUUUAUAUUGUAUUAUUUAGACAAGGACUGUAGCUUUAUUUAUAUUUAUUUCUAUGAAGAGAAAAAUAAGCAGCUUUAUUUUGUAGCAUUAUACACCCGUCAGUCAAUGGCACAGGAGGAAGUGUUUACUUAGCAUUAAAUCAGCUGUAAUGAAGAAUGUACACACACACACAUGUUGAAAAAUGCUGCCUGCUCCAGUGAGGACUAGACUGCCUGUGUGUAGUGAUGUCAUCAUACUCACAGAGAGGUUUUCCUGAAAGCUAAGACAGCCUCUGCCAGGAAACCAGAUGUUUUGAUGUUAGAGCAGUGACAGAGAGUGAAGGUGUGGGAGAGAGGGGGUGCAAGAUGGGUUCUCAAUGACAUUCCAAGAUGGGUUCUCAAUGACAACGUUACAGUGCAUUCAGAUAGAAAUGCAUUGUAUAGAACACAUAUGAUUGUCUGUCCGGAAGAGCAGGGAGUCAUGUCAGCUCUAUUUCAUUACAUUUCUAUCUACAACGUUCUGAAUAUGAUGCCUCACUGAACACAUCCCAACUCAUUAUCUUCUU